AUGGACUCCUUAUGUGAUCGAUUUCCUCUCCAUAAAGCUGUUUUUGAGGGGAAUUUGCGAAAAGUUUCAAGUUGUUUGCGUACUUGUGACAUUGGAGAAAGAGAUAUCCAUGGUAAGGGUUAUUCUGUUUGUUACGAUCGCGUUUAAAUGGCACCCAAGAGUUUGUUUUCAUUUCCGCCCGCUUCUCGACACCGGCCGGCUCUAAGUGAAGUUUCUCUUUUACUUUAGGAAUUUUCUUCAACAAUCUUUUCUUUUUGAGAUAAUCAUUUUGGUUGACAUAUUGCUAUUGACACUCUGUUACGUUAAAAACUCUGUUACUCUGUUUCCUAAAGAAGGAAUUUUGAUUGUUUGGGUUUUAAUUUUAGCGCUGCCCAAGUGCAUACAAGAGUCAUACAGUCGAUGACAAGUUCCUUGAAUUGCAUUGUUUUCUUAAAUGUUGACGAUGAAAAUAAAAAAAAAUGGCUUGUUUGAUUUUAUUCAAAUCUUCUUGUCUUUGGUAUUUAAGAUAAUUCACCUGAAUGCACUGCCAUUUGUUUCUUUUGGAAGCAUUUUUGCACUAAAAUGUCACAAGACAUUUUUGUUACAUAGUGAGCUUUAUGUUAAGUUGAAUUAUUUAGUAAUGCAAGGACUGUUUAAAGAUCUUCAUUUUAUUUUAAAAGCAAAACUUUUUGAAAAGUGUAAGGAAUUAAGUCUUAUUUCAUCAACUGUCGCUCCUUGCUUUGUGUUCAACACAAAGAAGUUACCUGUUAAAUUAUCCGUGUAAUAGUUUUGGCUUGUUAUUCAAAUGUAAAACAGAUGUUUAAUGGAAACAUGUUUAAAACUGUGCCCUAUAUUAAAUAGCACUAGAUGUUCAUGUGCCAGUCCAAGCAUGGUUUGGCCACAUGUCAUGAGACAGUCACUGGUUGUUUAAAAAAUAUUUCAGGUUCAGUAGUUUUGAUAAGUUUUUCAGGGAGUCACCUUUUAUAUUAAUUUAGAUGUAAAAUGACACAUCAUAGUGCAGGAAAGAAAUAGUUGUGGCAGUUUGCCAAAAAAAAAAACCUUGUAAUUUUGGAAAAUCAGCACAACCUGCAUAUUAAUUUAGUUAGUUAUCUGCUAGCUAUCUGCUAGUUAUGCACAAUGCAGGAUUUCCAAGAGCAAUGUCAAAUCGGUUCCUGCGACAGUGUAGUUGUCAUUAUUUAUUUCAAAACAAUGUAUAAUAAAACAAUUAUUAUUAGAUUUGGUUUUUGCAAUAUCCGGAAUAAUCAAGGUCUGGGUAAGUGUUAUCAGCCUCAGCCUUCAGCUCAGAUGAUAACAAUUACCUUGACCUUGAUUAUUCCAGAUAUCACAAAAACCUGAUCCAAUAAUUAUUAAUAAUUGUGAAAUACACAAAAAAUUAAGAAGUGGGAUAAAUAGAUAAAAAAUUGAUAAAGAAAGCAAACAGAGGUCUUUUCAAUACAAACUAUAAUAAUAUUAUUUUAUGUGAAGUUAGCAGAUCAGAGUGCCUCUUAAAUUUUCCUUCAGAGUUCUUUUCCUUAUGUGUCAGCUAGAGUAGUGUUUGUCAGGAUUGUAUUGUAAAUAAAAUAGUAACUAUUCUGAUUUUAGUUAUUUGCACCUUGAUUUCUUUGUUUUUCCUUUAGGGAACACACCCCUCCACCUAGCAGUUCUUUUAGGACAUAAAGGUAUAGUAAUAAAUUUUUGUCUUCUUUAGUUUAGUGGAUAUGUUGUAGGUAAAACUCUGUUCUCAGGUUGCAGCUGUAGGUUCUUAAAGGAGACUUGUACAUGUAAAAGCAAUUUCUGGUUCAACCUGAGAAUGUAUUCUACCUUUAAUGGGUAGACAAAAGUUUAUUUUAUGCAAAAACAAUCUGUAUUUAAUUAUGAGAAACAUGACAUUCAUGUGGAAAAAACAUGCUAAAACAUACAGGCAAACAAGCUUAAAGUGGUGCCCCUUAGGAAAUAGCCGGCUGAGGGAUAAAAUACAAGUUGGUCCUUUAUUACCCAUUAGACACGCCUCAAAAUAAAUCAGUUUUAGAAUGUAGUGGUUACAGGGGAGUAUUUGUCAUAACCUUUCCACAUAGCUGUCCUUGUCCCGUUUCUCCUUACUCCUCGAUGCUAGGGACAUUUUGCCUGCAGGAACAUUUGCGACUCAGCAACAGAAAUUUCAUACUGAUGAUGUAAAUCAAUGUUUACAUAAUAAAUUUGGUAGUCAUGGGGUUCCAAUUGUCAAUUUGUUUGAUUUUUUGUUUCUCUUGGUCAAUUAAGGUAAAGUUUUGUGUUCUUCUGCGAACAAGCUCCAGCAAAACUCAGAUGCUUUUUCUAAACAAGAAUAUAUUCCAGGAAUAUUGACUGCUUUGUAGUAGAUUCAUCGCGUUUACCUUUGACCUUUGUGGUCUUUUGUCUGUCAUUUGUAAACAAUGGCUAAAACAAUAUAACUCCCACAUUGACCAAUCAGAGCUCCUGACCAGAUUCCAGACAGAUUUUAUGUCAUCAGUAUAGAAUUUCUAUUGCUGAGUUGCAGACGUUCCUCUUGGCGAAUCAUUCUUAGCCAUGAGGAGCAAGGAGAAAUGGCUGCAUUCGCAGGCUAUCCUUGUCUCAAAAAAGAAAUUUAUACAUUACAGGUGAUACACACAUUGAAAUGGUAUGUGGAAGAAGGCCCUUGAGGAUCAUAAUAACAUUAUGCUCUGUUACAUUCUCUGUUUGUUUCAGAGAAAACUAACAUUACUUUUAUUUAUGAGGCAUGUUAGGAGAAUCUAGCAGUUAAAGGGGAACUCUGGAGUAGGACGUUUUUGCAUAAUACUUACAUCUUGUCAUGUUUUUGUAGAAUGUGUGUAUUUAUUGCUGGCACAUGAUGCACCAGUGAAGGUUAAAAACAACUUAGGAUGGAGUCCACUUGCCGAAGCAAUCAGCUAUGGAGAUAGGCAGAUAAGUAAGUUUAACUACUGUUAGGUGGUUAUUCUUUGUUUGACUUCUGUGGUACAGACUGUAGUCCACUAAUCCAAUGGGAAACAGCCAGUCUCACCUUCUUUUCAGUUUGACCCUGAUUUUGACUGUGGUAGGGUUAAGCGCUGACUAUAGUGUUUAGGGUUAAGCACUGACAAUAAUGAUUAGAGUGAAGUGCUGAAAAAAUGUUUAGCUUUCAUUUACUAUAAGGGUUGUUACCAUUAUGAAGGUUAAUUUAAGUCAUGGGGUAAACUCAAGAGGGGUAAAUUCAAAGGGGUGCAGAACUGGUACAAAUCAUCUAAUGAACAUGAAAGGCAGUGUGGCUGAGUGGUCAAUGCAUUGGACUCAUAAUCUUGUCAGCUGGGGUUCAAGUCUUGCUCUGGCCACUUGCUGGACUAGUUCUCGGUCGUCCCAAGUUCAAAUCCUAGGCAAAUCUUGUAAAUAGCCAACUUCAAGUGGUUGCGUUCUGCCAGUUGGGGUUUUUAUUCUUGUUAUGUUCUAUUUGGACUAUUUAUUUCUAAUCAUUUGAGUGGAGUCCCCGUAAACUAGCUGGAUAAGCUAAGUAUACAGUCUACUAUUAAGUGCAAACCUUUAAACCUUAUUUUUACCUUUUAAUGACCACUAGUCACUAUGGAAGUAUUUCAGUAUUACAUUUACCGGGCCACAGGUUUUCUUGGUCUUGCAAUCUUGGUUUCCAGGGCACUUUUUAAUUCAUUUUUAGUUUUGUAUAUCUGUAAUUUGAUAUGCAAUUUUUAUCAUUGUUUCAUAUGUUAUUGCAUGCACGGCUCCCCUGGUUACCAAAUCUUUGUAAAAUAUCAAGUUUUUGGAAUUGGAAAGUACCACCCUCUCUGAAUAACAUUAGUAGUGUAGAAGUUUGAUUGAUUUUUCUUGUUUGGGCCAGUGAUCACGAGUAGGCCUUCUCCGGCCCUGCCUUGAGGUCUGGAUCUGACAAUGUGAUGCCUGGCUGCAUAAAUGACACUGUAUCUUUCUUAUUAUUUUUUUGUCUUUAGUCACUGCAUUACUAAAGAAGCUCAAACAACAGUCGAGAGAUGCGUUAGAAGAAAGGAGACCUCAGCUUACCGCUGCUUUACAUGAGGUACAGGCUGUACAUUAAAUUGAAUUUCUAAGGGUGCUGUGUUGACUACAAUGAAACCUGUAUAAAGCAGCACUCUCAGGAGUAUCAGUGGUGUCAGCGUAAUAGAUCUACAGUGUAUGUCCCCUGGAGGAGGCAGUCUGGCCAAGUGGUUAAAGCUGUGGAUUUGCAUUUCAGUGGCCCCAAGUUUAAGUCCUGCUCUGACCGCUAGCUGCAUUUGUUAAUGGCAGUCCCAAGUUCAAAUCCUUGACCAUGCUUUUAAAUGGCCAACUGGUUUGCCAGAUGGGAUUCUUAACCCUGUUAAGUUCAAUCAUUUGAAUGGGGUUUGAUUUGCUUGGCAACUGCUCAAAUUAUCCAUUUACUUAUGUAUUACAAUUUUUUUUAUACUGGUUGUGUUUCAAAGAAAAUAUGGAAAGACCAGUCUAGGGUGUGAUACAACUGCUCACAUAUCCAUGUAAUGUAAUGUUGGGUGUCUGGCUUUAUGUGUUGUCCCCUUCAUAGAAGUUUCACUAAAACGUACCUACACCUAUGUACAUUUCAAUAACACCUUCUGGUGCAUGUACAAGGAACAAACUAUCCCACAUACACUGCAUAUAUAUCUUUGUAAAAUCUUUUUAGUAAAUGAGGACUUGAUAUGCUGAGUAAAGUACUUCAUACCCACUGUCUAGUUUUGUUAGAAGCUUGUUUACUUUUCUCAGUUAAAGCAAAUUAAGAAAAUGACCAUAAUGUUAUGCUACAAAUGUAUUCUGCAUGCUGGUAAUAUUACUGUAUUGAAGUUAUUAACACUGCUUUUGUAUUCUUAUUUCUUUUCUAGCUUGGUGAUUUUUAUGUCGAGAUCCAUUGGGAUUUUCAAAGCUGGGGUACAGUAUGAUUAUUAAUUUAAUGUUUGAUAUACAACAUUGAAAGAAUUUGUAAGCAUAUUUCAUGUUGUACUGUUUGUUUGUCAAUUGCAAAAAAUAUUUGCUACAAAUAGGUUACAUUCCAGAAAACUGACAAAUUUUAUCAUUUUAUUUUUCACAGUGCCACUCUUGUCUAGAAUAUUGCCUUCAGAUGUUUGUAAAGUGUACAAGAAAGGUUGCUCCAUAAGGUGAAACAUGGUGCUCUGAUGUGACUGUUGAGUGUGUAGAUAAACUUUAAGUGUAACCAUUCAAUUUGAAGCUACGGUGCUCAAGGUGGCUUGACUUUUGUAUGAAUGAAACCCUAUGACAGUGUGGCUAUAGAUAGAAGCUAAUGAGCCAUACAUACCUGUGGUACAGUACUGUUUAUUAUGUCACCCAAGGUGGUUCUAAAUUUUCAGUCUCUGAAUGAAAUCCUAAAGGGUGACCAUUCAAGUGUAUAAAAACCUACUGAGCAAUACUUCCGUGUGGUGUUGUUUAAUGUUGUCUGCAAAUGGGCUCUAACUUUUGAAUCUCUGGAUGAAAUCCUUACAUGUUUGUCGUUCAAAGAUAUGAGGGAUGCCAUGAUGACAACGGCAACAGGAAUGUCAAAAUAGCAGCAAGUUGAAUAGGUCAAACAACAACUCUGCAUGUUGCAGCAAACUUUUUUGUAUAUUUCGUUGCCCCCUAAUGCGCUUCCACGACAUGAAAAUACCUAGUUUUACACUGUAAGAAAGACAUGAACAAGCAAAAUGCAAGCUUUUCUUUUCUUUCUUAACUUGGAUAUGGUUCUUACAAAUUCAACUCUAGACGACUUUGCUUGCAUUUGACAAAAUAAGUGAUUUGGGAUGAUUGCAAUAGAGAUCCAUGGAAGGAACGCCAAUUCACUUUUUGCGGGAUGUUUUCCCGACCAUGGCUAUUGUGGUAUCUUGACUUAAAAUUCCUAAUACCAGUUACAGUAACAGCACAUGCAUGUUAUACUCUGUAGCUCAUGUGCUUAGCUGGACAGAGGCAAAUCCUCUAGUGUAGCCAUACAUGAGCUCAAUCACUUCCUCCUGUUAAAAUAAUUAUUGUGACGUGUGUUAAUGCAAGGGGAAGCUUUCUUGUUUAAUAUUGGUGUCACUUAUUUGUUAUGUCCUCUCGACAGAAUGGACAGCACACUAGUGGAUUUUACAGAUAUGAAGUGGCAGCGAGGGGAUUUAACUUUUACCUUCAAUGGUGAUGCUAAAGGUACAUGUACAAAUACCAGUAGUAAGUUAAGAACUAUAUCAAGCACAAUCUGAAAAUCAUGUAUCUUUUUUAUGUUACAAUACUUACAACACAGACCGUUUAAGUUACUGUAGAGCAAUAAUGCCUUGAUCAGCCACAAUAGCAAUUUAAACAUCAAUAAUUUGAUUCAUUGACAGAAAAUCUGAGAAUAUUUUCUUUUUUAGACUGGAAGUUCAGACCAAUAUUGAUCUUAAUGGUUUUGCUUUAAAAAUGAUGCUUAGAAUGAACAUGUUGAAUUCUCGAAUUCAAAUUUAUCAGUAAAAAUCAAACAUCUUACCCUUUGGAUGAUCUUGUUUGUUCUUUAACAGGGAAACAAUCUUUUGCUGUAUUAGACAAUGAAAAAAAGGUUUUUCAAAGACUUAGGACAGAGGUGAGUUAAAUUAGAAGAGGAAAAUAGUGACGCAUUGAAUCCUCCAUGUUUUUGUAAGAUACAUGUGCACAUACAUAGUAAAAACAACUACGGUACCAUCAAGUAAUGUAUGUAUGCAUUUUUCGCAAAGCAUGUCAAAAAUUAAAACUUACAAUAGCCACUGUAUUAUUAUCGGUUAUCUUAAACUUGGUUUGUGAGCACUUGCCCACUCUAUGGCUAUCAUAAUUUUCGGACUGGCUUAAAAAUGUCUUAAGAUAUUAUAGUUUCCUCGGUAUUUUGUCUUUUGACCUAAGAAAACUAACUCCCAGUAACAAGAAUGAUGACUGGCCAACAUUCUUCUAGUGCAUCUGCCAUGCCACUAAUAUUACUGAUCUGUGGCAGGAACAUCAUUGGUGUAAGUUCUCGAUAUGAGUAUAUUCACUGCUUGUUGGUUUCUUUCAAUGUCAGGACACUGAGGCAGAAAUUGAGGAGGAGGUUGACUUGCUAAUGAGCAGGUAUAUUAAGACGUGAUUGGGGGAUUGUUCCAAUAAAUGCCUAAUUUCAAACCAAGUGAGGCUGGGUACGAGUACAUUAUCAUGGGAUACGUAAAUGACAUGAGACCCAAAAGUCAGAAAGAGGAAACCAAGAUUUACAGAAUCCCUUUGGUGUUUGUCAGGCCUACAUUGAACAAAAUACAGCCAUUCCAAAACUCCAAACUUUCCUAAGAAAUGCAUAGACAUCUGGACAGUAUACAUCUCUUAGAAAGUUUUCAAGUUUUAAACAGCUGUAUCUUGUUUAUCCCAUGAUAUAAGGACUCAUACCCAGCCCUCACCCAGCAAACGAGGAGCACAAGACAUGUAUGACAUGAUAAGGUGCAGAAUGGUUGGUCAUUUGGUUGUGUGUCUGGAGGCACAAUCAGACAAACAAUGAUGUGUGGACAACCAUUAUUUUUUCGCGCCAUCCCUUCUCUACACCCACUUUAUGUUUUGUUCACCUGGAAAAUGUUAAAGAAAAGCUCCUGUUCUGCAGUCUAGGUAUAAUGAGCAUUUUUAGAACGUUUUGUACGCCACCAAACGAAUUGAUGGCAUAUUACACCCUGACCUUACAACAGCCACCUCUCUAGAGAGCCUUGUUAACUCUUUUGCCAUGUUAAUUGUUAUGGUUGGGUCCUGACUGUUUGACUGUCAUCUUUUGCAGUGACAUUGUUGCAGCGAUGAUGUCGACCAAACCAAUUACUUUUAGUAGAUCACAAGCUGGCUGGAUCUGGCAUACUGAUAGAACCGUGAGUAGCUCUCUUGGAAAUUUUACUUGUGUAAAUGACCCAAAAAAUCUCUUAAUUUCCCUCAAAAAUUUCUGAAAAUUUAUGGCACCAUGUGGAUGUACUUAAGAGGUUUCAUUUGAAUGGUCACACCACAGAAUUUCAUCCACAGACUCAAAAGUGAGAUUUACAUACAUUGUACAAAAUGAAUACCACCAUAGGAAAGAACUGCUGGAGAGGUUUUGUUUGAGUGGUUACACCAUAGGAUUUCUUCCACCGGCUGAAACGUUAGGACUGCAUUAAGUAAAUAGCACCAUAUGAAAGUACUACUGAAGACGUUUCGUUUGAAUGGUAACACCAUAGGAUUUCAUCCACAGACCCAAAACUUAAAACUACAUGCAAAACAAAUAGCACCAUGUGCACGGAUUCGCCUUUCGUUUACACUGGACCCGCGUAGCAAUCGUGCACGUUUUUGGACGGCAAAGUUUGCAAGUUUAGUAAGCGAAAAUGUUUUACCAGUACAGUUCCACGUUUGCGCGGACUCGUGUAAACACCUGAACCAUGCACAGUUUGUGCGGUAAAAGCCCAGAGCCUAGUUACGCGCCUUUCAUUAACAACAAAAGUCAUUUCAAUGCUGACACUGGCAAAAGCUAAUGUUUCCAAGGAAUUUGUUUCAUUUGCUUAUUUUUGGCUUGACUUAGGAAAUGAUUGGCCCUUACCUUUCUGAAGUGUACUCCAUUAAUGGAAUGAUGCUUAUUUCAAGAAAACGGUAAUUUUUCACUCUCUGUUUUGUACAGUAUUUUACAAUUUUGCUACAAUUUUGAUAUUUUACUGUGCUUAGUUAUCUGCAUGUUUAUGACCUGUAUUGUUUGUGAAAUUAUAGUCGUGAGCACCUCACAGAAGAGGAUGUGGUAAAGAAUAAGGUUUGUUGUUUUGUUUUGUUUUUGUUCAGUUUUUUUAUUAGACUUCACACUUUUAACCCCCAAUGGUGAUUGAAACCAAAUUUCUCCCUGUAAUCUGGGGUGGGGCACUUCCCUACUCGCUAAGAUGGAUUUCUACUGUCGCGUUUUUUGUACGCGUUACGCGCGUAAAUAAAAAAGAGGCAAUGUAUAGAAGGUCGCUCGUAAACGUUUAAGUUGAACCUCGCUCAACUUUUGCGUUUACGCGCUGCUGCACGUAAAAAUUACGCGACCGUGGAAAUCCACCCUUAUGGAACUGAGCAGAAUCCGCAGUCAUUAGGAAAAUUCUUGUUCAUCAACUAUUUACUUUCCUCCGACAGGCGCUGAUAGACACCCUCAGCAAAGGAAAUGGGAACAUUAUGGACAGCUUGCCGGAGGUUGGAAAACUGUAUACAGUAACUUAACAAUAGAGUGAUUUUCGUAUGACCUUGAAAAAUGGUUUCGGUAAGUGUUAUUUCGUUAUUUGUUUCAUCAGCCAAUGGAUGAAAAGAUCAAAACAUGGACUCUUCGUUUUCCCGCCAAAGAAAACCCUAAUAUGGAGAAGGCAUUGUUCGAUUGGCCAAUCGUGUUGCAGUAUGACGUCAAAGUAUCGACUGAUUUCUAGAAAGUUCUCGGACAUGAAGUUUUUUCACCUGAACUUUCGCUUAACCAACCAAAAGCCACGCGCCUUUGUAUCCGUUCUUUCCUUUGUUUGUUGUUUCUCUUUUGUUUGCUCGUUUUCAUUUCAAGGUCAUACGAAAAUCGCUCUAUUUAAGGGUGACUUACAAUUUUGCUGACACUGUUCACUAGAACAAGGAAAGAAGGGUGGCGUAGUGGCAGAGCACUCUCCUUGCCACUAAUUUGUCACAAAAGUUCAAAUCCCGGCGUCGAGACCAUUUAUGUGUUGAGUUUGUUGGUGGUUCUCUUCUUUGCUCCGAGACGUUUUUCUACGGUUACUCUGGUUUUCCCCGUUUUUCAAAAAUCCUGCAUUCUCAAAUUCCAGUUCGAUCAGGAAUGAGAUCGACGACGAACCUCUACGUGGAUGUGCUACCUCUAAAUUGGCUAUGAAAUCUUUAUUACUAGAGCCAGAACUCUCCAUUUUCGCGUGUUUCUAUUUCAGACUACACGGCGAAAUUCACUUCUUCCACCGCCCAAAACGGAUCUGACCUGGGAUGAAUAUCUGCUUUAUGACUCUGAAAGGUAAGUUUGUAGAACCAUCUAACCCUUAACACAACGCGUAUGUUUGUUCAGCUCUGCAUGUAUGUCGGUAUUUCUUUCUUGUAUUAGUUUUGGACUUGUCUUUGCUGUUGCACUUUCAAUCCAACUUUGCGUCGUGUAUCGCCAUUUCAUCUGUUUUAUAUCGCUGUUUAAAGUCCCUGUAGCGUGUUGGAAUUCACCCUUACGGGGUCUUCCUUGCCGUUUGCCUCAUCACAGUCCCGGCUAUUUUUUCGUAAGAUCGUCGAGCGCUUUGCGUUAAGGGCAGCCAUCUUGGAUGAGUAGUUUUGACACUCAACCAAGAUGACUGCCCGUAACGCGAAGCGCCGGAUCUCGAGGAUCUUACGGAAAAAUAGCGGACUGUGAACAGUCUACCCUUAUCGUAACCUGUGUACCAGGCAUAAAUGGACAGGGAAGGGGGACAGACGAAUCGGGGAACUUUGAAAAAAGAAAAGGUCCAGGAGCACCAUUGAUAAAACUCCCGGCAUAUUUGUCUGCCUUAAAAUUUUUAUUGAUGGGACCUCAGUAUAUUAUUGAUGAAUGACAGUAAACAAAGCACAAUCAUGAGAGCCUGGAGGCUGUGGGGCAAAUCUUGCACGGCAUGUGUAAGCGUGGGCUGACUUACAGUGCGACCACAAUAACCGGGGCCACUUAGACAAAGUUGACCGAUCAGGUUACAGGAAAAUACCAGUACUUUCCAAAAAAAGUUGGUUGUGGGCCAGUCAGCAGCUCGUAAAAAAAGACAAUAAGUUAUUCGAAGCACAAAAUUUAAAUACUGAUAGCAAACGUUUUUCAAGAAAGCAGAAUGUUUCACCAGACAAUGUUUUUCUUCGAAACUUUACAUAUAAUACUCAGGAGACAUUUAUUUGAUACAAGCUGGUAUUUUGUCAUCUAGCAGCAAUUUCGUCGCUACCAUUGCCGCACUGUGCAAUAAACAUUCAACAGUCAAAAAUGUGACUAUAACGUUUACAUUUUCCCCCUCCGUUAGCACUCUAACGGACCUCUCAGGAAACAUAGCCUUUCUUCAGCCGGUUUAAAAGGGUCACGUCUUUAGGUUGUAAUUGUUUGAUUUCAAUCCAUGUUGUUGAUUUCGUUCUGUGGUAAUUGUAAUUGACAACUAACUUUCUUGGAAUGUAUUGUUAUUUUCCUGUCAUCCAAUUGGUCAACUUUGUCUAGGUGGCCUUGGUUAUAGUAGUCGCACUGUAAUUGGAAGGGCACUGUUCUGUAAAUCUCAGCCAGGACUUUUGUCCUGUGAUCAGCUUCUAGACCUCAGUGUGGCCCUAAGGAACAUGUUGAAAUGGAGGUUUCGUUUUCUAAAGGACGAAAACAGUGCUCUCAAAACCUGUUUCUUUGCCAGCAGAAGUUUCCACUGCACUUCUGUUGUGAGAGAUUAAUACCUCAAUGUCUUCAAGCAAACUUCUAAGCAUUCCUUAAUAAGUCAAGGUACUUUUCUCGACCACCCCACCCCACCCCUUCCUAUCUACACUUGUUAUAUAUGCUGAACUUGUCCAUUCUUAAUGCACUUUACUUCAUUCACAGGCUGCCGCAUAUUGGUCGGCCGAUGAAACUCAAAGAAGACAAGAAGAGUGUUAAGUGCCAUGUCGCAAUGGUAAUCUAGAUUGAUUAUUUUUUUUUCCUUUUAUCACACUGUGAUCUUAUGCCAUGUCCUUUAUUGGUAUCACUGUGCUUUUAGUUAAUCGUUGUUCUCUUUGUUUCACAGAGUGAGGAAUUUCCGCUUUCCGUUGACUUGUAAGUUGUUGCAUUUAUUUAUUUGUUUAUUUUUUUUGCAUUGUAUCAUCUGUAAAUUAACGUAUCACGGUCACCCUUGUCAUGGAAAAAACCAACGAGUCCACAGUUUUAGAAAAGCUUCACUACCUAAUUGUAUGCUAAGAACAGUCCAACCUCCAUAUGCUACCACCUUUCAUAAGCAACCAGCUCCCAUAGGCGACCACCCAUUCCUAGUCAAAGCCCAGUGAUUAGACCCUCUAGUAAGCGACUCAGCCGCGACCACUUUUUGUGCUGAUAGUUUUAUAAUUUGCUAUUAUUUUUAACCUCUUGUAAGCGACCACUUGACGCAUGGUCUGAUCUCUCCAUUCGCUGUAUGUACCAUGACACUCACAGUUUUCGAAUAACGUUAAGCGACGACAUGGAACUACACAUAUCGUAACUUAGAAAUUGCCUGCAAUAAGUUCUCGUCCAGAAAGGAAAUGUCUCGUGACCUCUUCUCGGAAGCAACCUCCAGUCGCUUCUCGUAAGCGACCACCUCCCUUAAGCGACCACUGUAUCUUCGCAUGUUGGGAGGUUACCUUAAUACGGGAGUUGCGUGGCACGUGCGUGGUAGGCGUUUGAAAGGGAUUCCUUCUCCCUCGCACGCAGUCUCGCGCCCAAAUUCCCUUUUCCUUCUCGAACGCCUGCCACGCAGACUAUUCAACCGUAGCUAGAAUAACAGUUCUUUAUUAUUUUCCUUCUCCCCAGAAUCCUCAAAGUGUUACAGGUUGUUGCUCCAUUCAAGCAUUUUAACAAGUUAAAAGAGUUUGUAGCCAUGAAACUGCCCGCCGGUUUUCCUGUCAGAAUAGGUUUGUGUAGUUGUUGUUACCAUAUAUAUCUCGUGUCUCUUUGCACAACACCCCCCACCCCUACCCCUCACCCUUCCCUUCCCCUCCCCCACGGGUAAGAUGUUCGGUUGUUUUGCUACAGCGUUAACCGUGAAACUUCUGGAAAGUUUUCUUUCUAAAAGUGUCACAGUGCUUUAAGUUGAUCGGGGAUAUUAUCGUAGUAUAUCAAACUUAUAACAGAGACCCUUAGAUACUAAGACGAGGACGACUUCGAGGACGAGAUUUUCUCAAAGUAGUGCGCGCGUGAACGAGAGUUACUUUGGCAGGGAAACGUGGUCGCCGUCGUCAUUCUACUACGGAUUAUAACGAGAACGUAGAGGCGGAAACAAGUUAUUAAAUUUUAGAGGUUUUAUCAUUAUGCGAUCAGGAGAAGAGGGCUUAACCUCCUUCAAUAAAAACAACCGUGCUAAUUUUCCUGUGAAAAGAGGUGCAAUAGAGCUUUCCGGAGAGUCUAUUUUGUGGAGAUUACUAGAAAAAAUUGAGUUUAAUUUUGUCCUUGUAAUGGUCCACAUCCUCGCCUUUUCCAUUAACGGGUGAUAGUCUAGAGAGAUCGCCUUAACCCAGUCCCAAAGAUGCUUGCAGACAGAGACUAAUGUGUUGUUUCUUCCGACAACAGAGAUCCCUGUUUUUCCCACCAUCACCGCACGAGUGACAUUCCAGGACUUUAAAUCAUGUGAUAACAUUCCUUCUUCAAUGUUCUUUAUACCACGAGAUUACAAGGUCAGUCGUUUAGAUUCCCUGUUAGGAAAAAACUAGAUCAAUAAUCAUUUUACUUAUCCUAGAAAUCGUCAUCAUGUUACGGUUGUUUUUUGCCCUUUUGACUUCCUUUUUUAAGUCCGUGAAAAAUGAACUGAAACUUGGCACUUGACCAGUCUAUUAAAAUCCUCUAAACAGUUUUUUUACUAUGCUUAACAAGGUGGUUCUGGCUUUUGGUCUGUAAAUGGAAUGCUGUGUUGUAACAUCCAGAUAAAAGCUCAGAGCUGAGCAGUAAUUUCCUGUGGUACUGUUUAUUACACUGUACAAUGUGGUUACGACUUUUGAGUUUGUGGAUGAAAUCCUGAAGGGCGACCAUUCAAAUAAAAGCUACUGCUGAACAGUAUUAUCCCGCGUGCUGACAUAUAAUAUUCUGUUCAAAUGCUGGCUUUCAAGGUUUUCGAGGCAAUUCUAGCUAUUUUUCUCAAGAGCUUGGUUUGUUCUUCAAUACUCUAGAGUUCGUUCUGCCUUUGUUGCUUUGGAGUGAAAAAUAUUUCAUUUCUCCAGGCAAACUUGGCUACGCCACUUUAUUUAAGACCCUUAACCCUCGGAUUUCAAAAGUGUUCAUGUUUGUUUGUACCUUGCUCCGCCGCCAAGUUCCGUAAUUUAAUUAAGAACGAAACCUUAUAAGUGUUUUGAUCAAGUUGACUGUUUUCACUGCCAUUUAUAGUCUAUUGCAUAGUACCGUGUAAAAAGGCCCCAUUUUACUCCUUUGGCACAGUUUGUUUACUUCCGAUUUUUCUUUGUGCUUGAGUUAUUGCAUUGUUUUUUGAAAUGCGUUCUUAGCUGCUGUUAUUUCCGCGAGGGUUCAAAACCACAAAGAUCUUUACAAAACCAGUCUUCCGUUAUUAAAAUAUGACAAAGGACAAAGGCUAUACCUCAAAUGUGCCGAUCUAGGUAUUGCCAGACGAUGUCGUAAUUUUCCAUUGAUUCUUUUCAUUGCCAUUUAUAGUCAGCUGCAUAGGAGAAGGUGAAAAGGGCCAUUUUCUCUCGUUUCAGCAGUUUGUUUACUCCCGAUUUUUGUUUGUGCUUGGGUUAUUGCAUUAUUGCUCUAAAUUUGUUAUUGGCUGUUGUUAUUUCCGCGAGGCUGUGACUAAUUUUAGUACCAUAAAGAUCUUAACAAAACCAAUCUUCCGCGAUCCGCUAUAUUAUGACAAAGGAAAUAGAUUAUACCUCAAGAAUGCCCAUCUAGGCGUUGCCAGACUUACAAAAAAUAUUUAAGGAAGGCAUGUGAUUACUAUAUUAGUUAUGGACUUAGCACAGGAAAAAGCCGUGACGAAUUAUUGUCUGGGAACGAUUCCAAGCUGGUUGUUUUCCCCAACUUAAGCGCAUUUUCUGGAAGUAAUCGGAAGCGGCUGUUUAUCUUCACAUUGUGGAAACCUAGCUGGCGCGAAUUGCGGAACGACGGCGGCAGUUUAAUUGAGUGAAACAACAACUCUGUACGUGCGUCACGUUUUUAGAACAUUUCUUUGCCGUCGUCGUGUGAGAGCGGAUGUGGGCCGUGAUUUUUGUGUUUCAAAUGAACCCCUAAUAAUAUAAUAGGACCUAAUAACGAAAAAAGACAAUAGUAAGAAAAGAUGAUGAUGAUAUGAUGAUUAAUGGUGCAUGUGGUGGUAGUGGUAGUGGUGAAGAUGAUGAAGAUGAUGUGAUGACGACGAACGGCAGUGGAGGUUUGUGGGAUGGGGGAGGAGAAGGACGACCGACGAUGAAUGUUACAAACAUUGCUGAAUUACAGUUUUUCUAUUUCUUCCAGGAGGAUCCCAAUCGCUUCCCUGAUUUGUAGCUGUUUGUACCACCUUCCAACUGAUGCCGCAAGAGGCAUUACUUCCUUUAGGAAAAAAUCCAUUUAUUGGCAUUAUUUAUGCCUUGCCUUUGCGUACAAGAUGUUUAGAGUCAAGCAAAAGAUAUGCAGUUUUAAUCACCAAUAUAUCCUGUCGGUUUAGUUAAAUACCCUACUGAAAAUAUUAAUCUUUCAAGCCGGUAUUACCAAAAAAGGUGACCGAAGGAGUUAAAUUUGUCAAACAUAGUGUUUGCAGGAUGCUUUAUCGAUGAUCUUACUAUUGUUCUGUUGUACAAGACAAGGCGUUAUUAUAUUUGUAGUUUUUUUUCGUUCUUUCUUUUCGUUGGCAUCCUUUUAACUCUAAAUCACAUUGUUUCUUGCGAAAAUGUGCUCUUCCCUGUUAUUGUGGAAGUAUAAGACCAUGUGUCGAAAAGUUUUAAUAAAUUGACACUGUUUUUCCAGUUUAAAUCAAAAGGGAGUCAUAUGGGGAACUUAUUGAGGAUAAUUAGACCGUUUCAACGUAGUAGCAGACUUUCAGUAAUUUUAGAGAACUGUAAUUUGACCAUUUUUCAGGAAUUUAGUGCGUACAACUUGCAAACAGAUGUGGGCCUUGUUUGAUAAUUUUUUAGGUUUCAAAGAUUAGAAUUGUUAAGAUGUCGGCUGUGUAUAAUAAAUUGCUUUACGUUGUGGCUUAGUUUUAUGAGGGAAAUAAUAUAUUUAUCCAGUUUUAACGUGUAAUAAAAGGGGCUGUGUCACUAGGAUAUCGCGGUUUUAGCUCCACUCUGUGCUGAAGUAAUUAGUUAGUGCCUGUAACCAUACACAAAAUGCUCCUGUUAAGUUAAUGAAGAAGAUAUCAAACAGCUUUAAUGAGGGAGCACUAACUAUAAUAAGUUUCUGGUGUAUCUUGCUGGCAUAGCAGCAUUAAAAUAUGAAAAAAUAGACCUAAUUUUUCAAGUUUCAAUCCAUGAACAGAGGACAGGAAACCAUUUCAAUACCUAACCAUAGUCUUAAAUAACAAGACUGAACCAUUCUUUUUGGAAUUCAAGUUAUGGGAAAACAUGUUUUAGCUUUCUGAAAAGAUAGCAAGUAGUGUGACGUAGCCCCUUUAAGUCUUAUUUAGCAUGUUUAGAUAUCGUGGGAAUUAUGGAAUUUGCUUGUGUAUAGUAAAACAACUGAAGUAGUUCACUGUCGGCUCAUCUGAAUUCGAAUGCUUCAGUGUGUACGAUAAUCUAGCUUGUAUUUAUUGAGUUUUAGUUUAUAUAAAACGCAUUUAUGUUGCGUAGCUGAGUAAGUUAUUGAACGGACGAAUUUACCUUUAUUUAAGGCUUUGUUGGUUCACGCUUUGGGUUGUCUUCAUUUUAACUAGGUUGGUAUUGUACUCUAGUCUGGGUUCAAAGUUCGGCCUCUAAAAUAACGUAUUUUUAUAAUGUAUUGUAACAGGGGUUAACUCCCAGAGUUAAUGUACUUUGUUCGGUGGCAGAUCACCGAUUAAAUAUA
Porites lobata is the source of this 16558-nucleotide messenger RNA. The record is from the annotation of a GenBank genome assembly. Lineage: Eukaryota; Metazoa; Cnidaria; Anthozoa; Scleractinia; Poritidae.